Ornithodoros turicata is the source of this 1254-nucleotide messenger RNA. RefSeq lists its product as uncharacterized. Gene Ontology annotation, biological process: DNA replication, removal of RNA primer. The record is from RefSeq and is a predicted model, not a curated record. NCBI's taxonomy places the organism in Eukaryota, Metazoa, Arthropoda, Arachnida, Ixodida, Argasidae. The transcript has a single exon. The coding region runs from base 1 to 1254 and encodes 417 amino acids. Gene Ontology annotation, molecular function: nucleic acid binding; RNA-DNA hybrid ribonuclease activity.
AUGGACCUUUCCCCGGAAAAAACUGUGUUCAUAGCCGUCACCAGGAAAAAACUCAAGGACUUCAGCUUAACAGUAAGGGGUGAAGCAAUCAAGAGAACAUCCAGCCACAGGUUCUUAGGAAUCGUCCUACACAGAAACCUGUCGUGGACACAAGAGAUUCGAAAACUUCAGCAGAAGACCAAAACCUAUAUCAGCAUUAUGAAGAUUAUGGCCGGUGUAAGGUGGGGCAACACGAGCAUGAUCAUGAAUUUUCAUCAGGCACUGGUACGCCAAUCACUGGCACAUAACAUUCCACACCUACAAAAUAUCACUGCUCAUCAGGAAAGACAACUGGAUGCAAUCCUAGGAAGGAGUCUUAGGAUUUGCCUUGGAGUGCCAAAAACAACCAGAACGUCUCUUGUUCUCGCAGAAGCACGGGAGCCUCCUGCGGUCGUACUUAGGAGCCAAGAGCUAGAAAGACAUCUUGUUCGACUCAUCACACGGCACUCCGAUCACGAGCUCAUCAAAAAAGUGGCAAGUAGGCACAAGAGCAGCGCAGCACGGACCCUAAAGCAACUACUGAGAAGUCUCCCAAAGAAAAGGAUACACACCACGAAGCAAGACCGACCUCCUUGGCUCUUGCACGAGCCUAGAGUACACAUGACCAUUCCAUGCAUCAAUAAGAAGGCUGACACAAACUCAUCAGUGCUCCGAACAUCGGCCCUGACACAUCUAGAAGAAAAGUUUCCAGCCAAGACAAUGAUAUAUACGGAUGGUUCCUGCUCCCAGGGAAAAUCUGCGAGUGCUUUUGUUGUCGAAGACGUCAGGAAAGGAUACCGGCUCUCCCAUGACACAUCAUCGACUAUGGCCGAAUUGCGUGGGAUCUUCAGAGCCCUGUGCCAUAUCAGAAAAUCUACACCAAAAGAAUGGAUCAUCUGCAGCGACUCCUUGUCCCUCCACAUGAUCAGUCUAGGGAGUGACACAUACCUCGUAUACAAAAUUAUUACUACUGUCACCGACAUCAACCAAGCAGGACACAGUGUUGUCUUUCAGUGGGUUCCUUCCCACUGUGGAAUCCAAGGGAACGAGGCUGCGGAUGAAACAGCUAGAGAAGCGCUCGCCAAGAGAACCCUCAGUGGAAUUCCUUUCACAAAAGCUGGCGCCAAAUCAUAUAUCCGACAACGGACAGCACAACGAUCGGUACACCAGCGGAAAAGAAAUCUCAGACUGUCCGACCACCUAUCCCACAUCGGAACUAAAUGGUAUCAUCCCUAG